This is a messenger RNA of Spirometra erinaceieuropaei, 3952 nucleotides long. The record is from the annotation of a GenBank genome assembly. Lineage: Eukaryota; Metazoa; Platyhelminthes; Cestoda; Diphyllobothriidea; Diphyllobothriidae.
AUGUUUGAAGAUGGUGACCUGUCCGUUGAGUACUCCUCGGACGACAAUUCCGAGCCUGAUGUAGAUCUGGAGAACCAGUACUACAGCGCCAAAUCUCGCAAGGAUGACAAUCCAAACGCCGCGAUAGCGGAGUUCGAGAAAGUGCUCGCAAUCGAAGCCACUGGCACAAAGGGUGACUGGGGCUUUAGGGCUCUAAAGCAGAUUAUAAAAAUCAAAUUUCGACUGGGUCGUUUCGAGGAGAUGAUGCAGGACUACAAAACCCUGUUGACGUACAUCAAAUCGGCCGUGACUCGCAACUACUCUGAAAAGUCCAUCAACUCAAUCCUGGACUACGUUUCCACCCUGAAGCAGGUAGACCUCCUGCAGAACUUCUACACCACCACUUUGGAUGCCCUGCUGGAGGCAAAGAAUGAACGUCUUUGGUUUAAGACAAACACUAAGCUGGGCAAACUCUUCCUUGAGCGCGGUGACUACAUGCAGCUUCAUCGUAUUAUCAAGGAGUUGCGCGAAUCCUGCCAGACACAGGAGGGCGCGGACGACCUCAAGAAGGGCACCCAACUGCUGGAGAUCUACGCUCUCGAGAUUCAAAUGUAUACUGCCCAGAAAAACAAUAAGAAACUCAAGGCUCUCUAUGAACAGUCGUUGCACAUUAAAUCGGCCAUUCCGCAUCCUCUCAUCAUGGGCAUUAUUCGAGAGUGUGGUGGAAAGAUGCACCUGCGGGAGGGCGAGUACGAGAAGUCCUACACUGACUUCUUCGAAGCCUUCAAGAACUACGAUGAGUCCGGCUCUCCGCGACGUACCCAGUGCCUCAAAUACCUCGUGCUUGCCAGCAUGCUGAUAAAAUCCAGCAUCAAUCCUUUCGACUCCCAGGUGUGUCCCCUCGUAUCUGCUUUAUCUACCCUUUCUGGAAGCUUAUUAUUUUGUUUUAAUAUUCGAAUAGUCACUGUGUGCUUGUUGUGAGUCUGAAUACUUCAGUGGAGGAAGGGUCAUACCUCGGACACUACAACUGCAGAAUAAUUGCACAAGUUGAAACUGUGCGCUCACGUUGUCCCCGGAUGGACAGCGCAGGGGAGGCUGGUAAUUUGACCGGAUGAGGGGAUGCCGUACCAUAAGACUCGGGUGGUGCGGUGAAAAGGGGCUUACAAGCAGGCCAAAGUCAAGUGUUUCUGCUUAAUGCCGCAUCACCUUUUCAUGGACGUUUAAUCCAGUACCAUGCUAUUUCUGAGUCACUUGGUUAGAUUCACCAGCUUUGUACAUUUAAAUCAAAUCAGUGUAUUUUGAGCAAACGACAGAAGCCGUUGAAAAUCCCGUUUAAAAAAAUACAAGUCUGCAUAAAGAGUAGUUAAGUUGUAAAGACUUGCAGGCAAUUCCAGAAUACGAGCUGCACAAGAUUAAUAGUGACAUAUGUGUGUUUAAAAGCUGGCAAAUUUCUUAAGUAAUGGCAAACAACCUAUUGACCGCAUCUAAAUGCAAUAUGUUCACCGGCGUUUGUAGUUAAUGCAAACAAAAUGGCUUAUUGAAAUCAAGAUAGUAGCAUGUUAAUAAUUAAAACAGUGACUUAUGAUAGGAGGUUUGGGGAGUUCUGGAUGAUCUUCAACAGAUGAGUAUCCAGACGCCCUUAAACACACUCAUUUUUUGAAAUUCCCGACAGACGUCAGCUAAAAAUUCCACUGUCGAAUGACUCUUUACAGAAAGAAGAUCGAACGUUGAUUGUUGUGGUGCAGUUCCUUUUUGAAUUGGCAAUCUUGACGUCGAAGGCUCGUCUUCGGUCCCAUUUCGAAAAGAUUUUCCCAAUCCACAUCAAGAUCGAGUCCCCGUAGCAACUGAAACGUUAGUAUAAGACCACCUUUGUCUUGUCUAUAGUGAAAGAAAUAGAGGUUUAAGGCGGCCAGGAGCUGUUCGUACGUCGACUUUUUUAUUCAGGAACAAUCUUUGUAGCACGCCGUUGUAUGCCUUCAAGAAUAUAUAUGCAGUAGAUGCGCUUACUCAUGAAAUGGCAACCAAAAUUUCGAAAUGCGUUCUCGUUUCGAAAAUAUAAAUUAAGUAGUGUUGUAAAACUAAUCAUGAUGCAGCAUAAAUCUAUAAUGAUCCAGUUAUCUCAGGGUGUCGGCUUUCGAAAGAACUUAUUUUCGGCUGCAUGCAAGAUCUAUACUGUGUAAAAAUGACUACUUUAGUAGUAUGCAAUUUUAUCAUUGAUUUUCGAUGCCCUUGAAAAUUCAAUUAUAUUUCAUGGAAAACAUGCAUAAAAAUAUUCAUUAUUUUACUUAUUUGGUAGAAAAUCACGUCUUCUUCCAAUUUCAUACUCAAAAGAAGAGUAUAAUUCGGUUUUAAAAAAGAUUUUUUAAUACCGUUAAAUGGCCGUUCAUGAAACAUCAUGUAUCUGCAUUUACGAAUGUGGCUUGUAAAGUUCACGAGUUGUACUCGAGUACAACUCGAUUUUUCCGAAGAACCUCUUCCUGUUUUCAUUAUAUCGGCCCGGAAUGCAUACCACCUCUGAUCUACUACAUAUAUAUGUGCUGGAAAACGGGCAUCCCAAGAAAUUUAAUUGAAAAUAAGUAAGAUUCUUUGGGAAGGGAAUAAACUUUAAUGAGUAAAUUUUCGAGUCUGGAUCCCCAGCUCGUCGUCAGACUUUUGGGAGGAAAGAUUUAAUCAUCUGACGUUUUGUACUCGUACUCGAGCACAUCAUCGGAGGCAGGCCAAAUGAGAAAUACAUGGUUAAAAUAGGCCAUUCGCGCUCGCGUCUGAUAGGUCGAUCCUAUUGCGCGCGUCAUUACGCGGGAAGGAAGGGGUCAGCGUGGACAGGAAAUAGGUUUUGGCAGGUCUUCGGUAGCCAUUUGCGUGAUUCACCGGCUGCGCUAUACGUACUAUUGACGCCGGCCCUUCUGACCCAGCCGCAUAUUGGCUGCGGAUUAUUGCAUCCAUACAAGUGGUAUACCGAUGAUGCCAGGUGACAUAGAUGCUGCCGCCUACGUCUAAUUUUCGCAUAUCGUUCAGUCGAGACAUAAACAUACUUAUAGGCUCGACUGGGCCGUUUUUACAUUAAAAGUCAAAAGCUGUCAAUUACUUUUGAGUGUUGUUCUGGUUAUACUAAAAUCAUCCCAGUAGUCUGCAAAAUCUAAAAUACUUGAUGCUUAAUGCCUUACAGACUAUAAGAAGUUUGCUCUAAAGGAAAAGUUGGUACAGAUAACUACCUCACUUUUAUCUGGCGCUGAUGUGAUAGGUGACAUAUCAUACAGGUUUGCAUAACCUAUACAAACCACUGCCGUCUAUAGGGCCCGCACUGCGGCCAUGAUUCAGGCGAAGAGGAGGUCAACUGUGACUCGAAUUACCAUAGCAACUGUACCAGGAUUGACAUAGGCCUUCGAAUUCCCUCCUUCCUCGUACAGUUAUGUUACUGCCUAUGCCACGGCGAUACUCCUAACCGGUGCAUAAAGAUCAGAGAGUCUUCGAGAUCUUCGAGCCUCCACAUUGGCUUAUCGUCAUUUUUCGGUUUGUUUUAUAGGAGACAAAGCCCUACAAGGAUGACUCCCAGAUCAUGGCUGUUACAAGUUUGGUCACUGCCUACCAGGAGAACGACAUCAAUGAGUUUGAGAAAAUUCUGCGCGAACAGCGCGCUGUCAUCAUGGAGGACGCCUUCCUGCGUGAGCACAUUGAGGCUCUGCUCUUCAACAUUCGUACGGAGGUUCUCAUCAAGCUUAUCCGGCCCUACACUCGAAUUCGCAUCCCUUUUAUCUCGAAGCAGUUGAAUCUGGAAGAGAGGGAGGUGGAGUCCCUGCUUGUGGCCUGCAUCCUUGACAACGUGGUUCAGGGUCGGAUCGAUCAGGCCAAUCAGAUGCUCAUCCUCAGCAGCGAACCCGUCUACGAGGCGCGCUACCAGGCAUUGGAUAAACUCUCCAGUAGACUCAAGAGCUUGCAGACCUCCAUCGUUAACCGUUUUUCCGUGAUAUACUAG